Messenger RNA from Nicotiana attenuata, 1019 nucleotides. RefSeq lists its product as uncharacterized. The transcript is spliced from 2 exons. The record is from RefSeq and is a predicted model, not a curated record. Bases 109 to 774 code for a protein of 221 amino acids. Lineage: Eukaryota; Viridiplantae; Streptophyta; Magnoliopsida; Solanales; Solanaceae.
UAGAUACCUUACCAAACUAACCUAAGCAGGCUCAAAUACAUCUCUAGCUUUCUGCUUCUUUCCAAAAUUGAAAAGAAAAAUCAAGAGAAAAUUACAAAGAAACAGAAAAUGGGUUGUUGGUCUGCUGAAAAUGCCACCAAAGCUUUUCUCAAAACCAUGAACAUGGGAAAGAGAGCUACAGAGCCAAACGGAGCAGAGUUCAUCUCCGCCCUCGCAGCAGGAAAUAAUGUACAACUUAUGGUAGUUGCUUGUGCACAUGUUGCAGAUUCCACCACCCUUGCACUUGUGGCAGCAGCUCAACAAACAGGAGGACGCGUAAUUUGUAUCCUUAAGGGCGUAGAAGAAUUAUGUCUCUCUAAAAUGGCACUAGGUACAAAUUCUAGUCACCUUGAGUUUGUUGUCGCGAAUGCUCAGAGUCUAAACAUGCUGCUGCCAAAUUACUACAAUGAUGCUGAUUUCGUAGCUGUGGAUUGUAAUAUCCAAAAUCAUGAAGAGAUUCUUGGAUCGUUGCGAAAACACAGAAGGGAUAAAAAUACUAUAGUUUUGGGAUAUAAUGCAUUUUGCAAGGAGUCAUGGAGGAGCAGUCCUUUGCGUACGCAAUUGCUGCCUAUAGGAGAAGGGCUGCUGCUGACCAGAAUUGGUGCAAAGGCGAAAAAGGUUACGGAUCAGGGGAUGGAAAAUAGAGGACAUUGGAUUGUUAAGGUAGAUAAAUGCACAGGGGAAGAACAUGUAUACAGAGUAAAAUCUCCUCGUACGAGAGUGGUGGAAGCCUAAUUCUUGACAGAUUAAUAGACUGGAAUUGUAAAUAGUUAUUUGAUGUACAACACUUUAGUUGAAACUACCAAAGAUUCAAAUAUGCAGGGGGGGAGAAAUUUUGAUAAAUAUAAAAAGACAAAUUCUUUUAGCUCAAAAUUCCACAUCUUACAGAAAUAACUCACCAAUCUAUGAUUGUACUUCCUUUAUAUAUUUGCUUCACCACAGCCAAAUAUAUAACUCUUCCGAAUUGUAUUUUCCAAAAA